AUGUACGCUACGCAGCUUCGCUCCAAGGACGAGAUCAUCGCCAUUCGCGCCGCUGAGCUAGAAUACGCUAAGCGCGUGCUGCUUGCGCAAGAAACAGUUAAGGCUGUACGCGAGGAGUUGGCCGCUUGCUACCGCGAAAACGGCGUGAAUCACAAGAUAGCCUGCAAGAGCUUACGUGAAGAGUACGCCAAACUCAUUCAAGACCCCACGCAUGGUGCUGGUUACCCGACGCGACCAGUUUUCUAG
This is a messenger RNA of Plasmopara halstedii, 246 nucleotides long. RefSeq names its product NADH-UBIQUINONE OXIDOREDUCTASE PDSW SUBUNIT. Bases 1 to 246 code for a protein of 81 amino acids. The record is from RefSeq and is a predicted model, not a curated record. The transcript has 2 exons. NCBI's taxonomy places the organism in Eukaryota, Oomycota, Peronosporomycetes, Peronosporales, Peronosporaceae.